AUGGCAAGCGCACCUACGGAGAACGAGCAGGCUCCCCCCGUCGCCUCGCAGCAGAACGAGGAAGAGACUAUUCUACCUUCGGAGCCGAAGAUGCCGACUCGGAAAGAUACUUCAUUGAAAGAAUUCUUAACUAAGAUGGAUGACUACGCGCCCAUCAUCCCCGAUGCCGUAACCAACUACUACAUGACAAAAGCCGGUCUUCCCCCGCCACCCCACACCGACCCGCGCCUCGCGCGCCUCAUCGCUCUUGCGGUCCAGAAGUUCGUCGCCGAUAUCGCCGCCGACGCCUACCAAUACAGCCGCAUCCGCGCAUCCAACACCAGCGCGAACAACCCGAUGGGCAACCUCGGUGCGGCCGCAGGACUCCAGAUUCCGGGCCAAGCGCAAGCCAACGCCAAAGAUCAAGGACGCGGUGGGCCGCUGGGUAUCCAGAGAGCGGGUUACGGUGGUGGCGGCCAGGGCGGUAGUCAGAACCGCACGGUCCUUACUAUGGAAGAUCUGGGUAUGGCCGUUGGUGAAUACGGCGUCAACGUCAAGCGAAGCGAGUUCUACCGAUAA
Molecule: messenger RNA, 558 nt
Organism: Daldinia loculata
Lineage: Eukaryota; Fungi; Ascomycota; Sordariomycetes; Xylariales; Hypoxylaceae
Product: transcription initiation factor IID, TAF10 subunit
Exons: 2
Coding region: 1-558 (185 amino acids)
Biological process (GO): transcription initiation at RNA polymerase II promoter
Cellular component (GO): nucleus; transcription factor TFIID complex; SAGA complex
Molecular function (GO): RNA polymerase II general transcription initiation factor activity; promoter-specific chromatin binding
Source: RefSeq, a predicted model, not a curated record